AUGGCUUCCAUCUAUCAGCUCAACCAACCAUCCAGUCCCUUCUGGGAUUUCGUCAACGGCAACCUGGAGGACCACCCAUUCUUUGCUCCGCGUGGUCACCACGGCCACGGACAUCACGGACGCCCGCACCCCCAUCACAACAGAGAUACUCUUGGGAACGAGGAAUUUGCGGAAAGCGGGGAAGCCACAGCAUCGGAUCUCGACUCCCCGAACCACCGCCACCGCGGCAAUCAUCACGGAAAGGGCCCCCGAGGAAAGCAUGGAUACAAUAAUCAUGGUCACCAUGGCAUGAAAGAGCCCCAGCCCGUCGAAUCCCAGAAUCUCAACGCACGCGAAACAGGCGGAGACGUUGAACCGUCAGCCGCAGCAGACAACAGCGACGGCUCGUCUUCCGAAUCCGACUCUGCACACAGCCGAUACCAGAAAGAUUACAAGAAACAGCAUGGCCGAGGUCAGCAUGGGCCCGGUCCAUUCCGAGGCAAAGGUGGCAGAGGCGGCAAGGGGAAAUGCGGACAUCGUCCCCCUGGCCCCUAUGGCUUCCACCCACAUGGCCAUGGCCACCACGGCCCAGGCGGCUUCGGCUUUGGACCUGGCCCUCAGGGAAUGUACGGGAUUGAAAAGCAUAUGCAUGGUCCACACCACGGCCCAUAUGGUUUCCCAGGCCACCACGACCACCGUGGACACCGCGGCGGGCCUUUCGGGUUUGGACCUCGAGGUCCCCGAGGUCCAGGUAGUCGCGGACAUAGAGGACCACCUGGGGGCCCGUUCGACUUCCUGCGCCAGAUCGGAGCCGGACUCGGGUUCCCAAUGGAAACGCCAGCAGAUGGUGUUGACUUUAGACCUUCUGUUGAUGUCUUCGACACUCCCACCCAAUAUGUCAUCCACGCUUCACUUCCUGGCGCGAAGAAGAGUGAUUUGAGCAUCGACUAUGAUGCCGAGGAGUCUGUUCUGCAUCUGGCAGGCGUAGUCUAUCGUCCCGGUAUCAACGAAGAGCUGCAUAAUGCUCUUGCAAUGGAGGAGCGUGGUCAAGAGAUAGGCGUCUUUGAACGCGAGGUCCGAUUUGGUACUCGUGCGGCACCGGCCUCUGUCAUCGUUGAUGGCAUUUCGGCCAAGUUGGAGGAUGGAAUUUUGAAUGUCACUUUGCCGAAGAUUGUUCAGGAUCGUCAGACCCGCACCAAGAAGGUCUGGAUUGAGGAUUCUGAGAGCAAGGAGAGUUCUCCAGUGACAGAGAAGACUCCGACUCCAUGUGACUCAGAGAGUGAGAACGAGGAGGAGGGAAGGGAAUAUAUCAAAGUUCCUGUCAAUUAG
Messenger RNA from Penicillium olsonii, 1308 nucleotides. The record is from the annotation of a GenBank genome assembly. NCBI's taxonomy places the organism in Eukaryota, Fungi, Ascomycota, Eurotiomycetes, Eurotiales, Aspergillaceae.